AUAAAUACCAUACACUUGACUCAUUUGUUUCAAUACGUGUCCACUCCAAAGGCCAGUCAACAUGCUUCUUCCCUGGUUCUUCAGCGCACUUCUCCUCAGCUCUGUUCUUGGAUAUCCCAGAUUUCCCAGAUUGCAUAACAACACAGAAAACUUCACGAGCUCCAUCAUGUUUAACACAAAUGCAUUCACCCGCUCCCAUAACUUACUUGCUAUGUGUUUAGUAUCCUCAUGCUAUGCCCAUGAUCUGGAUGACCGCUUUCAGAAAGGAGAUGAAGAUGCGGGCAAGCAAUCCCAUGACCCUUAUGGACCGGGCAAGAAAUGAGAGACUGAAGCAAGGAUGUGGAGAAAUCAUCACCUGAUACACUGAUAAUUCAAACUUUCCGAAAGUUCUACUCAUUCCACAGCAAAUGUAGUUCCUCACAAUGAAGAGCCACUACAGCACCAUGAUAUCAACCAUGAUAUAUAAUAUAUAUUUUUAAUAAUGAUUCAUUAUUAUUGAUUCUGGAUUGAAAAAAAUAAAAGUCAGGUUGAAUAUCAGACAGGAGAAUAUAAGAGACUGAGGGCAGAGUGAUGGAGAUGUUAUACAGUGGAAAGUUCUAGCAGGUUGUUUUUUGUUCUGAAAGGUUAUAGCAAGCUGCAUGAACCAGUCAAUGUAAAAAGCAUCUGAAAUAAAAAUCUGAAAUGUU
Hemibagrus wyckioides is the source of this 686-nucleotide messenger RNA. RefSeq lists its product as uncharacterized. Bases 62 to 322 code for a protein of 86 amino acids. The transcript has 3 exons. NCBI's taxonomy places the organism in Eukaryota, Metazoa, Chordata, Actinopteri, Siluriformes, Bagridae. The record is from RefSeq and is a predicted model, not a curated record.